AUGGGAGACUACUAUUAUCAGGACACUGUAGUAGUGGCAAUUAAAGGCUUCGAAAUUGAAAUGCUGAAGAUCCAGACUUUCUUCACAACUAUUGAUUUCUCAAACAACACUUUCAGAGGAGAGAUUCCAAACGUAAUCGGUAGGCUUAAGUCAUUGAAGGGGCUUAACUUUUCUCAUAAUGAGCUUACAGGUACAAUUCCACCCUCGUUUGGUGAUUUGAGCAAUCUUGAAUGGUUAGAUCUUUCUUCAAAUGGGCUUGUUGGUGAUAUUCUAGCGUUAUUGGUAAAUUUGACAUCACUUGAAAAGUUCAACGUUUUAGAAAACCAACUUGUCGGACCCACACCUUAUGGCAAGCAAUUUGAAAAUGAUUUGUAUAGUGGAAAUGUCGAAUUGUGUGGAUUUCCAUUUGCAAAAACAUGUAGUCCAUUUCAAUCAAUGCCAUCAUCAUUACAACAAGAAGAUGAUUUGGAGCAUGGGAGUGUAUUUGAUUGGAAGAUAGUGUUGAUGGGGUAUGCAUCUGGGGUGGUAAUUGGAAUCUCAGUGGGAUAUCUUGUACUUUCUAAUGAAACACCAGAUUGGCUUGUGAAAGUGGUUGGAAGAAAGCGAUGGCGUAAAAUCACACAACGGCGUGUUUGA
Messenger RNA from Prunus avium (sweet cherry), 636 nucleotides. RefSeq names its product receptor like protein 24-like. Gene Ontology annotation, molecular function: protein binding. NCBI's taxonomy places the organism in Eukaryota, Viridiplantae, Streptophyta, Magnoliopsida, Rosales, Rosaceae. The record is from RefSeq and is a predicted model, not a curated record.